Messenger RNA from Trametes versicolor FP-101664 SS1, 1008 nucleotides. RefSeq lists its product as uncharacterized. Lineage: Eukaryota; Fungi; Basidiomycota; Agaricomycetes; Polyporales; Polyporaceae. The transcript has 6 exons. Bases 1 to 1008 code for a protein of 335 amino acids. The record is from RefSeq and is a predicted model, not a curated record.
AUGGACAUCGAUACUGCGUCUAUGGCUGUCACGAACAUGUCUAAUGCCAUCUGUUCCUCCGCCCACCGCCUGGACAAAGAUAUGAACGACCUCAAGAGAGAGUUGAACCUCCCGCCGAACUAUACGGAGUGGGCGACGGCCGUAGGUCAAAGAUUGUUUGCCCGCAACGAAGCUUUCCACGUUCGCGCGCGGAACGAACUCAACAUCUAUCGCGACUCCCUCCUGCGACUAUACCCUCUUUCCGGAGUGGAUCUACUCGAAGAUCUGUCAACUGCGAUAGAAGGAACGCGCCAGUCCUUAUCAACUGCUCGCGACCUCUGGUAUCGCUUUGCGUUCUUGUUUGAAGGGUGCUUCAUCGAUUUGAGUGAGGGCGUCCGCAAGGAGCUAGACUCUGCGCGGGAGGGGUUAGAGGCUGUGAUCCUUGGUCUGUCUAGUGCGCUGUCGGCAAUCGAGAUCAGCGCAGCGGCGCGACAGGACUGCUUCGAGUCCCUCAUGACGCAGGUACGCGGAUUUUCGUCAUGCUUGGAGCAGCUGGAAGAACGAUCGACUUGGCGGGUGGAAUCCUUCACGGACGAGCUUGCUCCAUAUUUCGAGAAUCUCGGGCAGCUUUUUUGUGCUCGCCCAUCUGUCAGGACACAAUGCUCGAGGCUUUGCGAACAACAAGUGACGGCCUGGUACGAGCGCGAGGAGCGUCGCCUGUCCGCCUCUGAGUUCCUCGUAGAGCUGGAACGUUACUGCGAGUACUCCCGUAUUGUGAGCGACCAUCAGACCCUUCAACCAUACAAUACCAGGGCCAUCACGACCUUCAUCGCCAAGACCGCUCGCACGUCCUCGCUAAUAGAGACCGUCGGGGGCGAGGAGAAGCCGCUUCACUACUUCGUCAAAGGCUAUGAACGGUACGAUAGGCUUCGUGUCAGCUGUAUGGAUCUCACCGCUGACUGCUCCGACACCGCCCGGGUGAUACUCGAGAACAUUGCGCUGCUAGAAGCAGACCGCGCCUUUCCCUGA